Pangasianodon hypophthalmus (striped catfish) is the source of this 3407-nucleotide messenger RNA. It is a transcript of the gene hif1al, whose product is annotated as hypoxia inducible factor 1 subunit alpha, like. Bases 142 to 2046 code for a protein of 634 amino acids. NCBI's taxonomy places the organism in Eukaryota, Metazoa, Chordata, Actinopteri, Siluriformes, Pangasiidae. The record is from RefSeq and is a predicted model, not a curated record. Gene Ontology annotation, molecular function: RNA polymerase II transcription regulatory region sequence-specific DNA binding; protein dimerization activity; DNA-binding transcription factor activity, RNA polymerase II-specific. The transcript has 15 exons. Gene Ontology annotation, biological process: regulation of transcription by RNA polymerase II; cellular response to hypoxia.
UGUGUGUGUGAGAGAGAGAGAGAGAGUGGGUGAGUGAGUGAGUGAGUGAGUGUGAGUGAGAGAGAGCUGAGCUGCUGCUCGCUGGGAGAUCUGCUAAAGGAAUAUUAUUUACAUUGAAGUUUGUGCCUUGCAGCUCGCACUAUGACGACUACUGUGGCUAAAAGGCCGAGCUCAGAGCAGAGGAAGGUGCGUCUGCGUGAUGCAGCUCGCUGUAGGCGGAGUCAGGAGACGGAGGUGUUCUAUGAACUUGCCCACUCGUUGCCCCUGUCACGCCGCAUCACCUCCCACCUAGACAAAGCUGGGAUCAUGAGGGUGACCCUCAGCUACCUGCGUAUGCGCCACCUCGUCCACUCUUCAUGGACCAAGGCACCGGCAGCAGCGGAGGAAGAGGAGGAUCCCACUGAUGCGUUCUACCAGCAGGCGCUUGCUGGCUUUAUCCUGGUGUUGAGCGACGACGGGGACAUGGUCUUCCUCUCUGACAAUGUCAGCAAGUUCAUAGGUAUCACGCAGCUGGAGCUGCUUGGCCAGAGUGUGUACGAUUAUGUCCAUCCAUGUGAUCAAGAGGAGCUGAGAGACCUUCUUACCACCAAACCUGGACUCUUUAAGAAGAAGUCUGAGAGUUUUACAGAGUGCAACUUCUUCCUGAGACUGAAAAGCACACUAACGAGCCGCGGCAAAACAGUGAACAUCAAGUCUGCCACCUGGAAGGUGGUUCACUGCACAGGCCACAUGAAGACAUUAAACCAGGAAGGGGAAGGCUCCUCCCCUGCAGGGAGCUACAUGACCCUGCUGUGUGAGCCCAUUCCCCACCCGAGCUGCGUGGAGUUCCCUCUGGACAGCAGCACCUUCCUCACACGCCACAACAUGGACCUGCACUUCAACCAGUGUGACGGCCGGGUGACUGAGCUUGUUGGAUACCAUCCCGGUGAGCUGAUUGGCCGAUCUGCCUAUGAUUUUUUCCAUGCACUUGACUUUGAUCAUCUGACAAGGAGCUUGCAUGUCUUGCUCUCCAAAGGUCAGGUGUGCACUAGCCGUUACCGCUUCCUGGCUAAGAACGGUGGAUUUGUUUGGACUGAGACCCAGGCCACGGUGCUCUACAACAGCAAGACCUCGCAGCCUGAAGCUGUGGUGUGCCUCAACUUCAUCCUCAGUGCGGUGGAGGAGGCAGACACUGUGUUCUCCAUUGAGCAGACGCGCAGUGAGUUGACGCAGGACAAACUGAGUGUAAUUGAGAUGGAGGACUCAGAGGAUGAGAUGAGUAGCAGCAGCAGCAGCAGCAGCAGCAGCAGUGAGCUUUUCCACAGUUUGAAGGACAGUCCAGAGGAUCUGCUGCAGCUGGCACCAGCUGAAGAAGAUACCAUUGUACCGCUGACAGAGCAUAGCGAGUUGUACUUCGGCCCACCAUCCAGCCCCAACACAGUGCCCAAAUGUCCAAAGGAGCUGUGUACCCCCAAACUCCGCCAGCUCCUCUCUCCCAUAUUCGAUAGUACCGGCCCCAACUCCCCUGAUCUGAGCUCAGGUGAUGAAGUUUCCAUGGACACUGGUGAGGUGGAGAAGUUCUUUGCCAACAAGCCAGAGGAGACUCAGAAAAAGCCAAUGGAGGAUCUGGAUGACAUGGAUCUGGAUAUGCUGGCACCCUACAUCUCCAUGGAUGAAGAUUUCCAGCUGACGUUCCUGCCCAAGGUGCCCCAGUCAGAGACCCAGACUGCUGAAGUACCAACUACAGCUUCUAAGAAAAGAGGUCUGGAUGAAGAGGAAGACAUUCCAUCUCUAACAUCCAACUGGGAGAAGAGACGGAAGAACUGCCCCAUAGAGGAGGAGUUUCUGCUCUCACAUUCCUCGUUGAUGGACAUGCAGGUUGCAGGUGGAUUAGAAGAGCUGGAGCCUGAUCGUUGGAAACAGAGUCAGCUCCUGACAGACAGAGACCCUGUGCUUGGAGGAACACAAGCACUGUGUGAUACAGCAGCUUUGAUGAGGGAUUCUUUCUCAUCACAACCACCUGAUUUAAUGGCUCGUUUAACUGGGACUAUAUCAACACUUGCCUGAGGAGAGAAAUGUAAUGUAAAUCAUGAAGCUACCACGAAGAUGCUUUAUUGGCUUUUUAUUAUGAAUUCAUAAUAAAAUGUGUAAUAUUCACAACACAGUUCAAGAAGUUCUGGUGAUCCAUCACCUGUGAAUUAAAACCACUUAUGAAAGAACAGAUCCUUGCCAGUUUCUUGUGCCGUCCUCUUAAGAUUGAGAAGUAGCUGAAUGGGUUGCGAGACCUGAGUUCAGUUUAGUAGGGUUCGAAUUACCAUCCUUUGAGCAGAAUUUGUCACGGGUGUUGACAUCAGUUAUACGAUGCUCACUUGAAAAACAUGCGCUUCAGACUCGAGCAGAGCUGGCUGAUGCUGUGAAACCAACGACCGUCCAGAUACCAACACUUACACCAAACAAAACAGAACUCUGUCACAUGAGAGAAAUUUUUUUCAAAAUGUUGUGCAAUCUUGGACCUGGACAGAACCAGUUUAUUCAGAUUUUUGCCUUCACUUUUUCCGGUGCAUGAAUGAACGUGGUCAAAGCAUUUGUUAAUCAAAUCAGUUUAGUUUCUCCUGGUGCUGUGGCUGUGGAGGUCUAAGUAAAAUAACUGCAGUACUGCAUUGUAUAACCCCAUCUCCAUCCUGUGGUUGUGAAUGAAAAGACUUUUCAUUUGUUUUUCUAUCUGAAAUGAGUGAUUUUAGGUUCAUUUUGAGCCGCAUUUUUAAAUGGAGGAAUAUACAUGUCUGAUCAAUGCCAUGCAUAACGCACACAAGUCCUCACCAUUUUCUGUAACAUCUUUUUAUUAAGCAUUUUAUAUACCUUUGCAUAUGUACCAUGUAAGUAAAAAUACAGAUUCAUUUGUUUUGUUUAUGUUGUAUCUUUGUGUCCUUUCGGAAUUUACAGUAAUCUUUGACGCUUGUCGGCUCUUCCUGUAGUGUUCAUGUAAAUAGAAGCUUGUCGUGUAUAAGGUCUAGCAAAUUGGGGGACGGUAGCCGGAAAGUAUUUUUAAUCUGUCUUUUGCAUUUAAUCACUGAAUGUGUUAGACUUUGAUCAUGUAGUUUAUCAAUAUAUGGGCUAGCUUCAUCUGUAAUGAUACAGUAUUCGAUCUCAUAUGAAAACUGUUUCUUCAUGGAUUUGUUCUCAGUAACUUUUUAUUUUAUGUUUGAAGUAUUUUUUUUUAUUUGUCUUGAGGGGAUGGGGGAAUAUUUUCCCCUAUUUUUAAGGUGCCGGUUGAGAAACCUUAUAAGCUAUGUUGAUUGUCAACCAGACAUGCCUUGCUUGUACGUUUCCUUACUAAUUUGCUGUCUGAAAUCCCUGUAUGUCUUGUUUCAGUUUGCAAAAAAGUUUUUAAUCCUGAAUUCUAACCAUGAAUUAACUAUUUUUUUUUU